Molecule: messenger RNA, 1479 nt
Organism: Colletotrichum siamense
Lineage: Eukaryota; Fungi; Ascomycota; Sordariomycetes; Glomerellales; Glomerellaceae
Product: Lactose permease
Exons: 4
Coding region: 1-1479 (492 amino acids)
Biological process (GO): carbohydrate transport; transmembrane transport
Cellular component (GO): membrane
Molecular function (GO): carbohydrate:proton symporter activity
Source: RefSeq, a predicted model, not a curated record
AUGGCAUACGACGCCAGCAUGAUCAAUCAAUUGUUACUUAGCCAAAGCUUUUAUGAAUACUUCCGACUGAAUGCAGCAUACAUCGGGUUGAAUGUCGCCAUCGUGAAUGUAGGAAGCUUCCUCGCAGGCCCUAUCGCCGGGGUCUUGGUAGACUGGGCGGGCCGCAAGAAGUCCCUUGCCGUAGGCAACAGCAUUGCCGUUGUGGCGGUAAUAACCCAAGCUCUCGCAAAGAAUGAACCUACACUUCUUGCCGGUCGGCUCAUUCUUGGAAUGGCCUUCAUCAUUAAUAGCGUUGCAGGACCCUCGUUGGUUGCCGAAUCCACUCCAGGCCCCUGGCAUGGUUUGUUGACAAACUACAUCAGCCUCGCUAUGCCCGUCUUUGGAACUAUCAGUGGAGCUGCAAUAUUUGGAGUUUACCUUGCCGGCUCGGACUGGGCAUGGCGAGGUGCAAUUCUGGGAGAGCUUGGUGGCCCGAUACUGGCCAUCAUUGGGCUAGCGUUUGUACCGGAGUCUCCUCGUUGGCUGAUCGACCAGAAUCGAAAUGACGAGGCCCUUGAAGUACUUUUGCGAAUGCACCCGCCAAGUGCGGAACGGGACGUAAUCGUGGAGGCUGAAUAUCAACAGAUGCUCCAGACAAUCCACUUCGAAAAGCAGUCUGAAGAGUCAGGCGCAAGCAGCAGGGGAGCUUUGGUCAAAACAGCAUCCGAUCGUCGCCGUUUCGCUAUUGUGGUUUUGACGAACAUCUUUUUCCAAAUCUCCGGCUCAAACACUUUCCCGUACUUCUUGACUCUGGUCGUACAAUCUGCCGGUAUCGUCGAAGCACGGACAACCCUUCUCGUCAACCUUGGUUUGUGCAUUUGGGGCUGUUUCGCCGUUGCCUUUGGCGUAUGGUUCUCCGAGUAUUUUGGUGCAAAGCGUUUCUUGCUUGCGAAUACCGCUAUCAUGACACUCUGCCUGGCUAUGUUGGCGCUCCUCGGCGCCUUGGGUAGUACCAACCCUCAAAAUCAAUCAAGCUUUGGAAUUGGUGCUGUGGUGAUUAUUUUCAUCUUCCAGUUCGUUUCCUUCAGCUCUUGGAUGAUUCUCAACUACACCUAUCCGCCACGGAUUCUCCGGUUUGGUCAGCGAGCGAAAGGCUUUGCCCUGGCGCAAGCGACAGGAUUUGCCUUCUGCGUCAUGAUGACCUACAUACUUCCUGUUGCGCUCGAGAAAAUGGGUUGGCGUUUCUACGCGACCAACGCAGCCUGGAACCUAGGGAUUCUCGCGAUAAUAUGGUGGCUCUUCGUUGAAACCAAAGGAAAAACUCUCGAGGAAAUCGACGCCUUAUUUGAGGGAGUCGUGCACUUCGAAUCGGGUGCCGAGAAGCUGAAUGCAACUGUCAUUGAGGGCGUGGAAGAGAUAGCUGAUGGCACUUCAAAGAUCGAGGCUUCCAGGAAGAUGAAGGAAAGUAGUCCAAACCGACAGAUUUCACCUGCCCAGUGA